This is a messenger RNA of Melanaphis sacchari, 1685 nucleotides long. RefSeq names its product synaptic vesicle glycoprotein 2C-like. Gene Ontology annotation, cellular component: membrane. Lineage: Eukaryota; Metazoa; Arthropoda; Insecta; Hemiptera; Aphididae. Gene Ontology annotation, biological process: transmembrane transport. Gene Ontology annotation, molecular function: transmembrane transporter activity. Bases 102 to 1628 code for a protein of 508 amino acids. The record is from RefSeq and is a predicted model, not a curated record. The transcript has 11 exons.
AAAUAACUUCAGUUACAAACACUGUUGUUGAUGUUGCCACCAUCUAAUCGCAAGGCGGUGUUCUUAUUUUUGUAUUCUAUUUUCAGUUAUUCGGUUUGAAAAUGGAUAAAAAUAAAUCAAAGGAUGCUGAGGAUUCUGCUUUUCUUGUAGCUCAACCUGUGCAUUUAGAUGAUGCAAUCGAAAUGGUCGGAUUUGGACAUUUUCAUUACUACUUGUUAUUUAUUUGUGGAUCACUUUUCGCGGCAUUUGCUUUUAGCGUGACGUCAGUGUCUUUUGUUGUACCGUCAGCCCAAUGUGAUUUUUAUAUGACUUCUGUCCACAAAGGAAUCUUAAAUGGAGCUUCCAUGAUUGGAAUGUUUACGGGAUCUUUUAUUUGGGGUUACAUAGCUGAUUCCAAAGGUAGAAGAUAUGCCUUGAUAGUGAGUAUGAUGAUGGAUGGUGUUUUCAGUAUCAUAUCUAGUGUAUCUCAAAUAUACCCAGUGUUAAUAUUUUGUCGACUGAUGAGUGGAUUUGGGGUGUCUGGUGCUACAGUGCUAUAUUCUUACUUAGGAGAAUUCAUUAAUGCCAAAUACCGUGAAAAAUUUCUAUGUUGGAUGGAAAUUUUCUGGACGAGUGGUAUUAUAUUACUUCCAUGUGUGGCGUGGAUAAUUAUACCACAAACAUUCAGAAUCGAAUAUGGAUUCUUUUUAUUCAGAUCAUGGAAUUUAUUUGUGAUUAUAUGUUCUUUUCCGAGCAUAAUAUUGGCAUACUUAUUGGUAAGAUUGCCGGAAAGUCCAAAAUUCUUACUCUCAAAAGGUAAACACGAUGAGACAAUCGAUUGUUUGAAAUUCGUUUAUAAAUGGAACAAUAAAACUAUUGAUGAUUUUCCGGUGACUUCAUUAAUAUUACCUGAUUGUACUUAUGAAAAGAGUAGUGGUUUCUUAAAUGGUCUCUAUGAGAGUACUAUUGGGCUGUUCACGUCUGAGUUCAAAUUUAUAGCCAUAAUUACAUGCAUUAUUCAAUAUUGUUCCACUACCAGUUAUUACAUGUUGAUGCUAUGGUUUCCAGAGCUGAUGAAUAGGUUACGAUGGUAUGAGACAUUAUAUUCAGGACCGAAAAACACGACGAAUAUGUGUGAAAUUGUUUCUAUGUAUAAGAUCGAACCUGAAAAGAUAGAUUACAAGUGCAAUGAUGAUAUAGAUCAAUCAGUAUAUUUAAACAUAGUCAUUAUUGGAAUCGCAUGCAUACCAACAAGUCUUAUCGUCCCACUGUUCGUUAACAAACUAGGACUCAGGUUUUUUUUAGUGGUAAGCUUUUUAGGAUCAGGUCUGUCUGCUGCUUUGUUGUACUUCAUUACAUCUUCACUUGAGAACCUCAUAUUAUCUGCAGUGUUUGAAGCUCUUUCCAGCGUUGGUAUUAGUCUUAUGUAUUGUAUUGCUGUUGAAUUGUUUCCUACAGAAUACAGGGGUAUGGCUGUAUCUAUAGGUUCUACGUUUGGAAAAGUAGGUGCACUUAUGGGUAAUAUUGUAGUUGGAGUAUUUAUUGAUGAGCUUUGUGUAAUUCCAAUAUUAGUAUCGUGUUCAUUUUUAAUAAUUUCAGGAUUGCUGGUGUUAACAUUACCAAAAACUGGAAGAACCAACAUAAAAUGAAAUUAUAAUAGUUAGGUAAUAAGAUUAACUUUAAUUUGUAUUAUUGGAAAAUAGUAU